This is a messenger RNA of Dovyalis caffra, 921 nucleotides long. NCBI's taxonomy places the organism in Eukaryota, Viridiplantae, Streptophyta, Magnoliopsida, Malpighiales, Salicaceae. The record is from the annotation of a GenBank genome assembly.
AUGUUUGCUCAUCUUCCUGGAGCUGAGCCAACAAAUUAUCCGAAACCGUCGUCCACGGAGAAAGAAAAUGAAGAACAUACAACAAACAAAUCUCCUCAAACCUCUGUCACUUACAUCUACACCGCCGAGGUAGCAGAAUUGUGCAGUAAUGUGACAGUUACAUGGAGCAAGAAUGUUAUGAAUUGUUCUCUUAGCAUUAGUGUAGAAAAUCCUUCGGAUGAAAGUCAUUACACUUGCAAGAUUGACAUAAAGACUUGGCAGUUCUGGGGCAAAAAGGGUCUAAAAUCCUUUGAAGUAGAUGGAAAAAGAGUAGACCUUUACUGGGAUUUUCGACAAGCGAAAUUCUCAAACCAUCCUGAGCCCUCUUCAGAUUACUAUGUCGCUUUGGUCUACAAUGAAGAGGUGGUUUUAUUGCUUGGAGACAUGAAGAUGGACGCUUUCAAGAGAACCAAAAAGAGACCAUCACUGACAGAACCUAUCUUGUUGUGCAAGAAAGAAAAUGUGUAUGGGAAGAGAUCAUUCUGUACCACAGCAAUGUUCCAAAAAGACAAGACAGAACAUGAUCUUGUCAUUGAAUUUUCUUUAUCAGGACUCGGUGAUCCCGAAAUGGGGAUUAGCGUAGACGGAUUCGAGGUGAUUCGAGUAAUGAAUUUGAAUUGGAGAUUUCGAGGCAAUGAGAAUGUGAAAGUGAAUGAUGUGGGGGUGCAGAUUUUCUGGGAUGUUCAUGAUUGGUUGUUUAGUGGCUCGAGCACAAGUCAUGGAUUGUUCAUUCUGAAGCCAGCAGGACAAGAAGGUGGGGAUGAUAGAGUUGGAAGCGGUAGACAUUGCAAUGGCAAUGCUGGUGGCAUGUAUGAUUCACCAAAGGAGAGGCCUUCCCCACCUGAGUUUUUCCAUGUCAUAAAUGCUUGGAAAUCUGAGUAG